AUGGUGAGUAAGGUUCUCUGUCAUUUCAAUGGUGAGGUUGACAGUGGCUUCGCAAAUGCGAUUCCCGACUUAUCGACUUCUUCAGAGCGACGCACGUCCCCGGUGAUGGAUCAGCACCUUGAGGACGAAUAUCAUCCAUUUGUUGAGGCACUGUUGCCUUAUGUAAAGGACUUUUCCUAUGUGUGGUUCAAUCUACAAGCUGCGAAACGUAGAUAUUUCAAAAGACAUGAAAAACGAAUGACGUUAGAGGAGGAGACCGGUGUAAAGGAAGAAUUAAUGAACGAAAGGGCUGAGGUGAAGCAAAAAUGGGCGGCUCGGUUGUUGGGUAAGCUGAGGAAGGAUAUCCAACCUCAAUACAGGGAUGAUUUCGUUUCUUCGGUCACUGGUCAGCAACCGGCUGUAUGUGUUUUAUCCAACCCUGACCAAAAGGGCAAAAUGCGGCGCAUCGAUUGUCUCCGACAAGCUGAUAAAGUGUGGCGGUUAGAUUUGGUCAUGGUAAUUCUUUUCAAGGGAAUCCCAUUAGAGAGUACAGACAGUGAGCGUUUGGAGAAGUGUGCUGAAUGUGUCUUUCCGGCAGUUUGCGUCAAUCCGUACCACAUUUCCAUAGCUGUUCGGGAAUUGGAUUUGUUUCUUGCAAAUUUUAUCCGUACUGGCAAUCCAGACGAAAAAGAUACACCGGAGCAAAAGAUGGAUGAUAAGCAGAAAGGCAAAUGGCCACUUCCAAAUUGUAUUCUUUCAGCGGAUGUCCUAAUAGGCGAUAUGAGUCCUGAAGGUAUAUGGGGAACUGGUGUUUUUUCAGCAUUUGAAUUAAAGACUUUGACAAAACCGUCGAUCAUGACGUGUUCAACAAUGAAUAGUCGACCAAUCGUGCAGACUAUUUUACGAAGCAAUGAUAGAACAUCGUGGGUUUCGACUCUUUCGUCUAACAACUCUCCACUGAAUGGCAGUCUUCCUUCUUCACCUCCUCCAAGUGCAAUGGCAGCGAUAAAGGCUCUCGCUGACUCCGAAUGCCAUAUGUCUACUGUGCCUUCGGGUAUGUCGUUACGAUCGUCGACGACGAUUCCUCAAGUUGGUGCUGUGGUUACGGUCGGGCUGAAUUCCGAUUCGAAGCAUUCCCUUUUAGGAUUCUCAAGCGGCGAUCAUGAGGAAGAGCCAAAUGAGAAAAGAAGUCGCCAUGCAUCUCGUGACUCUGCUGCUAGUAGUACAAACGAAGAAGUAAGGCGAAUUGUGGAGCGGGCCUCGGAUGGAGGGUGGAGUUGUGGAUUAUCUGCGGAAGACUUGAUUGCCACUGAUGGAACAACACGUAGCAUCUCAGUAGAGAAAGGACAACGGUUUGUUUUUCAAAAAGAUGGAGAUCGUUAUGUAAAGGUUGUCCAUACAGGAGUUAGGCCAAGCGUACCUGCUGUUGGAUCAAAUGUGCGACGAGUUACGGUAGCAAAUGCUGGUGGUGAUGAGCAGCAGCUCGGAGUAGUGGUGUUCGAUUCGCGGAAUACUGUACGGUCGGAAACCCAGACACUGGCUGCAGUGCUAUCUGGUGUCUCUCCAAUGAGUCGCAGUGAUGUAAUGUCGUCUGCUGUUUAUCAAAGUCGUGCUCCGAUGGUUUCGAGUCGUAAACGAAUUCAUUCUGUAAACACCCACACUGGUAGUUCGAACGCUAUUACACAGGCCACAGUCAAUGGUGUGACUCGUCUUACGGGUACUAGUGGGGCUGAGACCAAUACUUCCCCACCUCAUGCAGUGGUUUCUCAGUUGCGUCGACUAGAAGGUAAUGGAACUGCUUAUUUAGCGAGUCCGACAAAAUUUACGACUGCUAAUGGCACGACGAUCAGCUUUAGCAAAGUCUUGGAGCAAGUGGAAGUGAAACACCAAACGGGUAAAAAUCGCCAUGAUCAUAUGGUUGAAACAAAUAUUAUUGGUGAAGUUCUUACACCGCAACCUGUCCAUACUUUUGUCACGAAACCGGAGCAGUCUGCCCAAGCACUGUCUGCAUGUAGUUCCGUGGUUAGUUCACCAUUGACAACUCCAAGAGUUACACCUAUUCCCACAUCUAUGCUUACUGGUGGAGCACCAGUUAGGGCAAUAAUACCUUCUGGUGGAGUGGGAGAUGACGAAUGUAAUACGUUGUUCAGUGCUAUUGCAAGUAACGGAAACAGUAACGAUGGAAUAUUGUCUACUCAUUUCUUGCAAUAUCUCAAUGAUUCUAAUUCGCGGUCUCCAGGUUCAGGGAAUUCGUUACAUGUUCCUUUCAAUGUAAUUGCAAGCACUCCAGCUCGACCGGAUAGCGUUGCCAGCAACAGUUCAAAUUCUCUUACUGGUGUGCUCUCUCUUUCGGCUCCACCCACAAAUGCAUUGACGGUGUCACAGACUCCGACUGCUACAUCUCCUACAGUGGAUUCCACUACAAUUGAAGCAGUGGUUCGUGACUCGUUGCCGGAUUCAACUACCGUUGAUUCGCCCAGAAUUGUUAGAACAGCGGGAUAUCUGGGAGGAUCGACUUCUUCAGGGAGUCCUUCAAGCUCGAACGGAAGCAAUAUUUCUAGUUCUUCUCUACAAGGUGCAUUAUUGACCACUGAUUUUCGCGCGGCUCCCAAAUGA
Angiostrongylus costaricensis is the source of this 2595-nucleotide messenger RNA. NCBI's taxonomy places the organism in Eukaryota, Metazoa, Nematoda, Chromadorea, Rhabditida, Metastrongylidae. The record is from the annotation of a GenBank genome assembly.